Messenger RNA from Dovyalis caffra, 519 nucleotides. Lineage: Eukaryota; Viridiplantae; Streptophyta; Magnoliopsida; Malpighiales; Salicaceae. The record is from the annotation of a GenBank genome assembly.
AUGCCAUCCCCCUCAUUUCCUCUCCACAUAACAGAUCUGCAGAACAGAUCUGAACUUGAAGAUAGAAAACUCAGAAUUGAAGAUGCAAAGAAUGCUACGUUUGCUGCCAUGGAUGCAGGGAUAGUACCUAGUGGUGGUGCAACAUAUGUUCAUCUCUCGGAGCAGAUUUCCUCAAUAAAAGAUUCCAUGGAAGAUGAAAAUGAGAAGAUCGGUGCUGAUAUUGUUGCAAAGGCACUUCUUGCCCCUGCAAAAACAAUUGCAACUAAUGCAGGGGUCGAUGGAGCAGUUGUGGUGGAGAAUAUUCGAUCUCGUGACUGGAGAACUGGUUACAAUGCAAUCAAUGGUAGAUAUGAAGAUCUCCUAAAUGCAGGUGUGGUAGAUCCUUGUAGAGUUUCUAGGUGUGCACUUCAAAGUGCCGUCUCAAUCGCUGGGAUAGUUCUAACAAGUCAAGCACUGCUGGUUGAAAAAAUAAAGAAGCCCAAGCCUGCUGUCCCUUAUGUUCUUGGAAUUACACCAUGA